GGAAGAGGACGCUUCCUGGUUGCGGAUCACGUGGUGUGUCACAGUUGAGGCGUUCAAAGAUCGAGUUCAGCAGCAGCACCGAAAUGUCGCUCCGAUACCCCGACAAAGUUGUCAUCGUGACGGGGGGGUCCAAAGGCAUCGGGAGAGGGAUUGUCAAAGUGUUCGUGGAGAAUGGAGCCAAAGUGGUGUUUUGUGCAAGAGGAGGUGCAGCAGGUGAGGCUCUGGAGGCGGAGCUAAACAAAACCGGGCCUGGCUCGUGCAAAUUUGUCACAUGUGACAUCUCCAAAGAGGAUGACAUCAAGAGACUGGUCGACGUCACGGUGGCGCGUCACGGACACGUGGACUGCCUUGUCAACAACGCGGGGUGGCACCCUCCUCAUAAAUCCACCGAUGACGUCACGGCGCAGGAGUUCCUGGACCUGCUGAAUCUGAACGUCGUCAGCUACUUCUUGGCUUCUAAGUACGUGCUGCCGUACCUACGGCAGCGUCACGGAAACAUCAUCAACGUGUCCAGUCUGGUGGCGACCAUCGGUCAAAAGCACGCCGCCCCGUACGUGGCCACCAAGGGGGCGAUCAUAUCCAUGACGAAGGCGAUGGCCGUGGACGAGAGUGUCCACAACGUGAGGGUGAACUGCAUCUCUCCAGGCAACGUGCUGACGCCGCUGUGGGAGGAACUAGCAGGACAAACACCCGAUGCUGCUGCAGCCAUCAAAACAGGAGAAACCCACCAGCUGCUGGGGCGCAUGGGCACCGAGGGGGAGAGCGGCCUGGCCGCCUUGUUCCUGGCCGCGGACGCCACUUUCUGCACCGGGAUCGACCUGCUGCUCAGCGGAGGAGCCGAACUCAACUACGGCGUCAAGAGUCAGAUCCACACCUGACCGUCGCCCCGCCCCCCCUCCCCUCACCCGAGCACCCAAGGGACCAGAUCAAUGAGUCGCAGCCUCCGCGCCAUUUCCAAAAGAGAUUCUGCAUGUUUACGGUGUCUUCAGUCAUGUGAUCGUCUGCCACAGCAGCCUCUUAUAAACGUCUUAUUUGUGCAAGCUUUGAGUUCGGGUCAAUGUGUUUGGUUAAAGGGUUAAACUUUAAAUUUUAGAAUCAGUAUUAUUAAUAUUACAGGUGUAAUAUUAAUAUGAUGUUUUAUUCUCUGUAUUGUAAACCCUUUAUGCUCCUAUGUGUUUGGUGAUCUACCUAUUUCCUAAUUGUCUUUGCACAUUGACUUUUUAUGCAUAAUAAUUGUGCAAUAUUAUUAAACUUGACAGGACUCGUCCUGGUCCCAACGGG
Molecule: messenger RNA, 1281 nt
Organism: Pungitius pungitius (ninespine stickleback)
Lineage: Eukaryota; Metazoa; Chordata; Actinopteri; Perciformes; Gasterosteidae
Gene: hsd17b14
Product: hydroxysteroid (17-beta) dehydrogenase 14
Exons: 9
Coding region: 84-878 (264 amino acids)
Biological process (GO): steroid catabolic process
Cellular component (GO): cytosol
Molecular function (GO): estradiol 17-beta-dehydrogenase [NAD(P)+] activity
Source: RefSeq, a predicted model, not a curated record